Molecule: messenger RNA, 5940 nt
Organism: Gamsiella multidivaricata
Lineage: Eukaryota; Fungi; Mortierellomycota; Mortierellomycetes; Mortierellales; Mortierellaceae
Product: sister chromatid cohesion C-terminus-domain-containing protein
Exons: 11
Coding region: 156-5786 (1876 amino acids)
Biological process (GO): establishment of protein localization to chromatin; regulation of gene expression; establishment of mitotic sister chromatid cohesion
Cellular component (GO): Scc2-Scc4 cohesin loading complex
Molecular function (GO): chromatin binding
Source: RefSeq, a predicted model, not a curated record
GGGGAGAUUGGUCCCAGCCUCUCGUCAGCAAAAUGUGAAUUUGAGCGGACGAGGUGGCUGGGUUCAGAGCUUCGACUUCUGGCACAAUCAAAUGGUGGCGCGCCCGCCUCUCUUGCUUUCUUCGCAUCUUCCAUGGUUCACCCGCACUAGGAGUCAUGACCGACCAAGACGCCAUGCGCCCUGAUUCUUUCAGUCAAGAAAUAGCCGAUAAGCAGCUGGGAUGGGAGCCUGGCUUGUCAGUGUUACCGACCAAUGCUCAAUUAGGCCUGCAGUACAUGGCUCUUGCGUCCAUAACGUCCACCGAGUCGGUCUUGCGUGGCCUACCUUCUCUCAGCAUCGCAUUCCCAGAUUUUAGGCUGAUGCAGCCAAGAGACGCACUUGCUCGAGUCAUGCUCGUUUCUCAGGGACCAUCUCAGCACACGCUCAAUUUCCAGUUUGAGUAUUUGAAGACGAUCGUGGCUGGUGCAAAUGUGGCAAACAUUCGCUUUCAACCAGCUUUCCAAAUUACGACAGCCAAGGAUUCGUUUACGCCACGUUUUGAACAAUCUCUCUCGUUUUUGGCAGCGACUAUUCUCGGCUACUGCACGCAGUCUAACGCAAACAGGACUGAUGCCAGUCAUAAUCUCUCGCUUUCCAGGAUCAACGCGUUUGACACCUUGAGUCAGUUUCGAGAAUCUGCAUCUGCCCAACGAGGAGAGAUAAUCGGCAGUCCCCCUUCAGUCUUUUCUGGCACAGUCAACGGGAUAAAACUUCAGAGAGUUGGCGACGCACCCCUUUCAUCGUCGCGAAAAAGGACACUUGACGAUAGCGUCGACGAAGACCUCGACCACAAGGGUAGAUCAUUGAAGAAAGCGAGAUCGGAAUUGUCUUCAACCGUUGUGGCCACCACAUGUGAUUCGGCACAGACAAGACAUUUAACUAUACCUGAAGGCUUCCCAGUACAUACUAUGGAUGCCACAGGGCCUUUCCCGGGUGCGCGAACAACUCCUCUGAUUCAUGCAACAUCGAGUACCCCACAAAGUAUCGUGGCACCUGUGACAGGCAACGACCUCGCGUCGCAUUUUGAAGAUUCAGCGACAGGAUUUCUACAGUGUGUUGCCAAUCAAAUUAGUGACCAAGGUAGCGAUCUACACAUAACGCUGUCUUCGGAGCUGAAACAACUUGGACGAGCGGUUGAGGAGUUGGCGAAAUAUGGACGCGCACAAGAUGUCCAAGUCGAUAUCAUGUCGGCACUGCUCAAACAUCUGGAUACAUCCUUACGUAGUUUCGAUACAGUCGACGUUCUUUCUGCCUGUGGUCUGGGAUUGACCGCGACAGAGCAGGACGGUGGGGAACAAAUCAACAAGAUUAUCGAUCACAUCAUGCACCGCCUGAAUUAUGUCAAAGUGGCGCUUGUAAUGAUGAGCACGGAGAGCAUUCAGCGACAUCUUUUCCCCGAAGAACUACUCAUAACAUCAUUGAACGUAAUCAAGUCGCAGCUAGAGACGUUUUUGGCGCCUGCACUGGAGUUCUCAAGAGAUGACAGUCGACCCACGGGGUGCUUUGCUUUGUUUACGGCAAUAGCUGCAGACGCGUCUCUCAAAGUCCGGAUGCUGUCUUUGGUCAGUUCCACCUGUGAGAUCUCGGAAUGGCUGCGCAGGUCGUGCUGUAUGGAGGUCUCGGACGGUGUUUUGGUGAAACUGGUAUAUACCGCACUAUCACUGUUCUUCAUCGACACGUCCUCUGACUUGGUACUGGGAAGUGCUGAGACCGAGCCAUUAAGGCAGGCGGGAUCGAGUCUUUUGCAGAUGGUUUUCGCGAAACAUACGAACCAGCGGUUGUGGAUCUUGGAGGAAAUCCUAUCCUUACUUAUCAAGUUGCCUCAUGGAAAGAAAAACUCCAAGGGAUACAGACUUGUGGAUGGCUCCAAAAUAUACUCCUCGUCCGCAUUGCUCAUGCAGCUAGUACAAGCAUGUGUAGAUAGCCGCCUUAACCCUGCAGCCGUGCUAAGUUUUCCGGAACUUCAUCCGUCCACCCAAAGGAUCGAGAUGAAGAAGAUGCUCGAUCGGUUACAGGCAGCACUAGACGAUGCAAAGUCGAGCGUUGUCUACAUUUUCAAUUAUCUUCUGACACGCUGCACAAAGGGGACCAAAUCGUCUGUCGAAGCAGAUUACAGAACCAUCCUGGACGGCCUGCUUACGGAUCUUCUGGCGGUUGUAGGACAACCAGAGUGGCCUAGUGCGGAGCUCUACCUAUCUGUCUUCAGCAAGGCCAUGGCCAGAUAUCUGGAUGACGCUAAAGCGAAUUCAGUCUCGAAGACCAUGGCAGUCGACUCUUUUGGCUUGAUCGCAGCGAAGAUCAAGACAGUCAUGAGACACAUCGCAAUGGAUGACGCAGAUGAUUGCAAUGCCCAUAGCUCGAGGGAUGACCACCCUUUCUAUGCCGAACUUGGUGUCGAAACAAAGCUGACGGAUCUAUCGUACUUGCAGGCGAGAUACAACAGCGUCUUGGAGUACCUGAGUUCUAAAGAGUCAAACGAUCAUGCCAUCAGAGCAGCAAAGCGCUUUUGGAUAUGCCAAUGGACCACAGCAAUUUGUUCUGCUACCACACAGGAUCUCCAAGAGCAUGACUGGGAGAAGAACUGUUGGAAGUUCUUAACGGAUGAAGCCUUUCGGUGCUGGAGCUUAUACAACAAUUCGGAGCGACAGCAUAGAUCAAAGACCCCGAUGGCUCGGAAGGCAGUGUGUUGGAGUUCCUCGUAUCUGGUCGCGCGCCAGCAAUUGUUCCUCUCGUUCGACAUGCUACUUUCACGGAUUCUGGUGGCGCUGGAUGGAGCAGCUGUUUCUCUCCGUGCUAAAUCUCUCAAAGCUCUUUCCUUGAUCGUCACUGGAGAUUGCGCCGUUCUUGCUCAACAUAACGUGUCCAGGACCAUAGCGCUCCGCUUACAGGACCAAAGCCCAUCGGUGCGUGAUGCUGCCACUGAUUUGGUUGGCAAAUAUAUGCUUCAGGACCGAGUGAUAAGGAAGCUGUAUUAUGAUAUUGUGAGCGAUAGGAUCUCGGACACUGGCCUGAAUGUACGCAAGCGCGUUUUAAGAUUGCUAAGAGACAUGUACUCCAUGGCAGACAGUCAAUCGAUACGGAUUGAUAUCUCGCAGAAAUUAUUGCUCAGAGUUUCGGACGAGGAGGCGACCGUCAAGGACCUGGCUAUCAAAUGUGUCAAUGACGUCUGGUUUCGCCAAUUCUUUCGGUCGACUGAGCUUGCGAAGGUGGAUAGUUUUGAGGCUUCGGAGGCGACAGCGAUAUUCGGAACCAUCGCCCCUUCUCAGAAAAGAGAAGUUUCAAAACAUACAAGAACUUUGGUUGACAUGGUCAGCCAGCUACCCACGCCCUUAUACGACGCUUUCACUUCUGUUGUUCAACACCUUUUAAAGAAGGAGCGUGGACAUGGCUCAUUCGAUCUCUCACUACCAGGACAGGAGUUCACCAGAUCUUGCGUGAUAAUUGUAGAGUGUCUUGUUGACCUAAUCCAAACUCUUCAGGACGAGGAUUCCCACAAAUCCGCCGUAAUAUCAACAGCACAUACACUUCACACGUUCGUUAGGUGCGAGCCACGACUCAUCAGUGCGAAAAACCUUGGCGCUCUUUUAGUCUACCUUCACAGCGCUACGACGUCCGAAGACUGGGAGGUCACCAUGUUUGUGUUACGAGUGUAUCAGGACGCCAUUCCUGUUGUCCAUGAUAUGCCCAUAGCGGAGUCCGAGACCGCUGAGAAACUGACCCUGGCGCUUAUCGCGAAGUGCCCUGUUAUUUUACUCCCUGAAGCGGUAUGCGUACUUUGUUUGGUUGUCAAAAUUCGGACUGUGAACUCUGGGCGCCUAUGCAGGUUUUUCCAGACAUGCGUGGACCUUCUAAUCGAGGACACCGAAAAAUUACGCGCCGGCGUGAAUAUUCAAGAAAACAAACUGCGCCGUCUGACGACCAUCGUAGGGCUGAUUUGUAGACAUUUUCCCUUCGAAAAAGUCAUCAAAGCUCGCUCACAGGAGACACAUUUGACGGAGCUCAGAGUAAAGAUGGAGCCAACCGUGCAGGAAUUUGUGUUUGACAUCGUUGCCCAACUUUGUCGAUCGGACUACUCGCAAGCGUUGCAGCAGACAGCUCUCCAGAGUUUGGGCUACCUGUUUUUGUCUUUUCCCAUGUUGAUGAAUUCGUCCAAGGCUCUUCACAUUAUGGAUCGAAUCUUUGGUGACGCGGACUCGGAGCUUCAAGCGGAACUACUCCAGAUAUACACUCAAUUUCUGGUCAAAAUCCACAGUGCUCCUACGCCAGGUCCAGAUCAGGACCUGUUCUACAGCUUGAUCGCCAAAGCAGAAGAUCAUCUCGGGGCCGGGGUAGGAAGUGCCAUUAUGCAGCGUUAUCUUGAUCGUGUGCUGCGCUGCGCGCUUGCGGACAAUGAGAGGUUACAAGCUGCUGCUGUGAAUGUGAUAUCCCAGGUGACAUUGCAGGCUCUUGUCCAUCCGAUAUUAUGCAUGCCCGCUAUCAUCGCCUUAGAAACAAGUGAGGACACUUUACUGAGUGGACGCGUACUCAAAACUCACCGAGAGCUCCACCACAAGCACGCGUCAUUGAUCUAUACAAGGAGCCUCGAGUGUGUUCGGACGAUGUACUUGUAUCAGAUGCGUGUACAGGAAGCCAGAGGCGAGGUACAAGGUAAAGGCGAUCACUUUACUUCGAGAGAUUUUCAACUGCAUGCAACGAACAUAGCCUCUGGGGCUAACUAUCAUAGCGUCCCGUUUGUUUUUUGCGCUGAAGGGUUCCGGAUAAAUCCGGAGACUGGUAAUGCAGUCGCCUUACUGAAUGUGAUGUAUAGCUUGGUUGAGGACAAGAGACAAACGAGAAAUACGCUCUUGUCGGGCCUGGUCAAAGUGCUGGAUGUUGAUCUGACAACAAGUGAUAUCGAGGUUGACGGCAACUAUGCACGGUUCAUUGCUGAAAAUCUGGCCUAUCUGGAAUACAGGACAACGGAGGAAAUUUAUUUAGUGAUCUUCUACAUAAACAGGAUCAUCGCAGGUGCAGGAGUAACGAUUUUGGAGAGUUUGACAGCUACAUCACCGGAUUCCGCGCAAAGCUGUGGCGACAAGGCGUCGAGAGUCGCGAGCUCCAGAUUGCGCCGGCUUUGCAAAACUCCCGUUGAAUCCACAAUGAGUUCAGCCGGCAACAAUACUCGUAAGACGAAACGCGCAACACAGCCGAACGCAAUUGCCGCCGGUGGUUCAAGCGACGAGGGAGCGGACGGUAUGCAGAGCGGCGAAGAUGCACUGCCUUGCGGACAGGGUAACGGAGAAGGAGGUGGUUAUGAACCGUCUCUCCCCACCUCUGUACUGGCAAAGGCCAGCGUCGCAGUGGAGACGGCUAUCCUCCUCAAAAGCUACUUCAAGCGGAUUUACGAUAUAACUGAGACGAAGUCCCAGCAUUUUCAGCCAACUGCGCAUGCGAGUCACAAGGAGAAACCUUCGCCGAGGUUUAAGGGCAUACUAGCGCGAUUGCAAUGGCCAUGGAAAGCAAAGGAAGCCGAUGCCAUUUGUGGUCAAAAAAAUGUUACCGUGGGUGAGAGCAUUAGGCAGGACUUGAUCAGGAGUCAACUUGUGCGGUUCCGAGGGUUAAUGGAAGCAGAAACUGUGCAACAAUUGCCAAACAUGGAGGAGAACGAGAUUCCGCUGGUACAAAUAUCACGUCCAUCCGGUGUUCAUGUUCACAAGCCCGAUCCAUUGUAUGACGAAGCCGAUGAAUAUGAUGGUGUAGAGGACUAGGAUGGCCCCUUUUGCAUACAUCACAUCGCACAUUGCACAUUGUUUUAGCAUGCAGGCGGCCAUGUCCGAGCGGAGCACUUGUUAGUUGAAGUCCUGAUUAAUAUUCAUUCUCAAGAAUAAAGGGGUCCACAGGACCCUCUGUUCUCGCUGUAAC